AUGAGGUGUUGUGCCCACAUUCUGAAUUUGGUUGUAAGUGAUGGCUUAAAGGUACAACAAUCUUCAAUUGACAACAUUAGGAAUGCUGUACGUUAUGUUAGGUCUUCUUCCCAAAGAACUAAGAGGUUUAAAGAGUGCAUUGAGGCUGAAUUGAUCAACUCGAAAAGUCUUGUGUGUUUGGAUGUUGCAACUCGUUGGAAUUCCACUUACAUGAUGCUAGAACAUGUAGAGAAAUUCGAAAAAGCCUUUGAUAGGCUUCAUGAUCAAGAAACUGAUUUUCGAAAAUGGUUUCUAGAAGAUGAGAAGGGUAAAAAGAAGGCUGGUCCACCUGUAGAAACUGAUUGGCAGAAUGCUAUGAUAUUUAUUCAGUUUUUGAAGAUUUUCUAUGAUGUGACACUUUCUUUCUCAAGUUCUUUGCAUGUGACUUCACAUAAAUGCUUUCAUGAGAUUGUAUCAAUUCAAUCUGAGUUGAAAUCUUGGAGUAGGAAUCAUUUUGGAAUCUUGGGAUCAAUAACAUCUUCAAUGAGUGAAAAAUUUGAUAAAUAUUGGGGGAAUAUUGAAAAAUUUAAUCCAUUAUUGUUAGUUGCUGUUGUCUUGGAUCCUCGAUAUAAACUUGAGUAUGUCACUUAUUGCAUAGAGGAUAUGUAUGAUGUGGAUUUGGCAGCAAGUAUGUCUACAUUUGUCAUGGACACCUUGAAUGACUUGUACAAGUUUUACUCAAAAGAAAUUGCUGAUCAUAAAGAUAAUGAAGAUGGAGAUUCUUCCAAUAGCGUUGUUGCUGAUGAUAGGCUUAAAAGGGUAGAUGGCCUGCAAAGUGUAACUCAGAAUAGGGUUCAAGUUUGGAAAAAGCAAAAAAAGGCUAAAGCGAGUUCAGACAAAUCUGAUCUUGAGAGAUAUUUGGAUGACGAGAUAGUGGAUUCUGAUGAUAAUUCUGAUUUCAACAUCUUGGAUUGGUGGAAGAGCAAUUCUUCUAAAUAUAGGAUACUUUCUAUCAUAGCUCGUGAUGUAUUGGCUAUUCCGGUUUCUACUGUGGCAUCUGAAUCUUGCUUUGGCACUAGUAGGCGUGUGCUAGAUGUCUUUCGAAGUUCUUUGUCUCCUAAAAUGACUGAAGCUCUUAUUUGUGCUCAAAAUUGGUUAAAUCCGGCUGGUUGUAAGUUUGAUGAAGAGAUUGAUCAAUUUGAUAGCACUGAGAAGAUUGUUGAUGAUGUUUCUUCUAAGAUUCAUGAAUCGCAAAGAGGGAAUGACACGCAAGAGGCUAUGCAUGUUGAUUGAACUGGACAACAAGUAUGAAGUGGAGAUUAGCCGUAGUCUUUUUGUAUAGGCUGACUUUGUUGGGUGAAUAGAGAAGUCUUAUAUAGCUCUGCAUGUCUUUUUGUAUAUGUAUGCAGAUUAUUAAGUAGUUUAGAACGCAAGAGGCUAUGCAUGUUGACUUAAUUGGACAACCGUAGUCUUUUUGUAUAGGUUGACUAUGUUGGAUGAAUAGAAGAGUCUUAUAUAGCUCUGCAUGUCUUUUUGUAUACAGAUGCAGAUUAUUAAGUAGAUCAGAUCGAGUUAUUAAGUAGAUCAGAUAGAGUUGGGAUGCAUGUCCUUAAAUUUAUGGUGUUGCAAUUUGAUUUAAAGACACUUUUUGUAAUUAUGGAAAUUAGACUUAUUGAUGCAAAUAUUUCUCCCAA
Molecule: messenger RNA, 1673 nt
Organism: Lotus japonicus
Lineage: Eukaryota; Viridiplantae; Streptophyta; Magnoliopsida; Fabales; Fabaceae
Product: zinc finger BED domain-containing protein RICESLEEPER 2-like
Exons: 2
Coding region: 1-1272 (423 amino acids)
Molecular function (GO): protein dimerization activity; DNA binding
Source: RefSeq, a predicted model, not a curated record